CAGGUGACGGCUGGUCGACUGAAGCGGGUGUGGGUAACAGGGGCGUGCGCGUGGUCCUUGGUCGUGCUUUGCGUGGUCAUCGGGGUCGUCCUGGGGCAAUACCUGUGGACCAUCGCAACCGUCUGUUUCCUUCUCUACGGCCUGCAAGCUGAGCUGGGAACAACGCAGCUCGGUGCGGUCCUUUGGGGGUUUCUGCAGGCGUGUUUCGCAGGCGCCACCCGGCUUUUAUCCCGUCUGCAUAUGUGCCUGGCGGCCCUGACAACGUGGCGACGGCAAUAUGUGGAGCACAGUACGGCGGGAGUGUCCCAGCAGCGCCAGGAUACCGUCUUCCAGGAUCAGUGUGACAUGAGUAUCGUCCAUGGGCUGAUAGUGCCCUGCCUUGUGGUCUAUGGGUACGAUGCCAUCUUCCUGGCUUUUGGGGGAUUCUACGUUGUCGCGUUGUAUGGGUCGGAGGAUAUUUUCCUAGUUUGGGACCUGCUGGCGUUCAUCGCCUUUGGACUCACCGUUGGCAACAAGAAUCGUCCACCGCAGCCCCAUGUCCCGUUCCCAUUCGAUGGGGCAGGCCUCCGAUCGACGGUCAUCAACUUUCUGGCCUGCGCCUACCUGGUGUGGUUUGUACUGCGGGUAUGUGGGAGUCUCUACUCGCUGACGGACAGCACGCUGUUUUACCUUGACACAACCCGGGGCCCCGCCCACCACCUUCUGGGUCUGGCUAUGCGGCAAUUUCUGACAAUGGAGGGCGGGAACAGCCUGGGGAACGGCGAGCUGGGAGGCGCGACGCGGCUCCGCGUGACGCCAUUCAUUCUCGUCUACUUCCCCCUCGUGUGGUCAGUUCACGUUGCUUGUGGAGUGUGGUGCCUCCUGCAAACGGCGUCACUCUUCUUCGGCACCAGCGACGUGAUAGUGAACAUUUGUGCAUUUGGGACAGCCGCCGCCUAUGUUUGGGCCACCAUGAGCAGCCACGUCCUACCGGGAGGUGGAUUCCACCAAAACUGUUCUUUGGGCCUGACUUACCUCUUUUCCUGUCCGCACGAGGCGCAUGAGGGCUACAGGGUGUUUGUAUCGUUGUUGGCGGCCGGCUACCUGUGGUGGUUUGUUCUCGACCAGGGCUGGGCUCUUUAUCUUCACUGUGCACAAGCGACGGAUGUCGAGGGAGAGAACGAGCAACAGCAGCAACAAGGCAGCAGUGAAGAGACGGCACCGGUUUCAGAGCCGACGCCAGCUACCCAACCCGAUUCCGUGUCUUUGUCUUGCCAGCAGUCAUCAGCAGCUGUCGGCGUCGCCACCAAGAGCCAGAAGCGGCGGGAAAGGAAGGCGAGGAGAAGGGCUGGAGUGGCGACCCAGGAGAGCAAUGAGAGCCGCCAGAUAGGCUCGGCUGCCUUGUCGGCGAUCGACGAGUCUCUGGCUGUGGUGGAGGAGGGCGAAUUCAGUCUAGAGGGUACUACCGUGACGACAGACAACACGACUCCCGAACCGUGCCACCCAGCACGGCCCGAAGAGACAGCAGGCCUUCCCCCACCUCCCCUGCUCCCUUCGCCGGCCCAUGACGACACUCCAUCGGAUCACGCAGUGCCUACCACAGCUAGCAUGACCCCAGAGGAGGCAUUCCCACCGUCACCACGAGAGACGCGUCACAGCCAUUCAUUGAAUGAGGCCCUUCUGCUUCCCGGUUCGGCUGCUGCUGACGAGACGGCAAAACCGUUAUGCGCCGUCUCCUGCGCUCCGUCGGCCCUUACGCCGCCAUGGCCAGAGCGGAUGGCCGAGAGCAUGAGCGAUGGGGGCCGUCAGAUGGGCUCGGCUGUUUCGCCAGUGAUCGAUGAGUUUGUGGCUUCGGCGGAGGAUGGGAACGGCCAAGAGGACCCCAUGGUGACGGCAGACAGCACGACCCGCGAGCCCUGCCAGCCACCUCCGCUAGGCACGAGCUGUCAGUCUUCGUUCGAAGAUACAGCGGACCUCGCCACUCCUUCUCUGCUCACCUCUGACCAGGGAGACUUCACCACAGGCAGCGCGACUCCCGAGGAAUCACAGCCCGCGACAUACUGGAAUGAGAGGACGGGCCUCUUCCCGUCAUUCUUCCUUCCCAAUUCAGCUGCCGCUGAUGACUUCCCUCCGGUGGCGGCACCCAUGUCUUCCUUCCCCUGCGCUGCCGUCACGCCCCCUCAGCUGGCGACUGACGACGAGACGGCAAAUGGCGACAUCAACACGGCAUCUCCCCCACCAUCGCAUCAGCGUUCAGGAAGGAGGCGAGGACGGAGGCGAUCAGGCAAGCAACCCACGAAGGGAGACGCAGCGACACAGACGUGGCGACGGACCUGGGUGCCGCGAGGCGACUCUGCGUCAUCCAGCGAUCCGCAGACAGAUGCGAUGGAGCGAGGAUGGGCAUGCUUCAGCGCUUGGGCUGGGGAGGAGCAAUUGACGGAAGGUGCCGAGGGGCAGGGGGAUGCCACUGGUGACGAGGUAGCUGCGCCCUCGUCGAGCAGUGUUGAUCUGGGCGGCGGCGCUGUCGAUAUAGAUGGUGGCGUGUACGAUGCGGCGAGAGGCGAGGGCGGGGUGCUGGCUGCGGAGGCGUCCUCGUCUGUGUCUGAGCGUCCUCCCUCUGCGGGCCCACCGGCAGUUGUGGAGCCAACGGUGGAGCCCGCCAUGGCGUCUGAUGAUGAGGGCAAUGCCAUGGUGGCAGGAGACAUAUACGACGGCCAAGUGCACUUCGCCGUUUCUGUCUGGGACCAUAUAGCUGCCCCUGCUGCCGUCAGACAGCCACAGCAAGUGGGGGAGAUUGUAUUACCGUCGGCCGACUUCCCCGCUCUGCCUUCCCAGCAGCCAUCGGCAAGUGUCGCCAUGCAGCCAUCACAGCCGCCAUUGGACAGCGGGAUGGCCGGAGGCUCGCCAGCUGCUGCGCCACAGCACCAUGAGAGCCAGGAUGUGAAUGAGCCAGCAGAGGAACCGGGUAUGCAAACGGAAGGGCGAAUGAGUGGAUGGAUGGAUGGAUGGCAUCAUGGGCUUUGUCGUGUGGUGUUCUCUGUGUGUCGGUCGGUCAGAGCCUGCUGCUGAGGAUAACAAGGCCGCCAAGUGUGUGGUGUGCCUGUCCAACACACCCACCGAGCUGUGCUUCCCAUGGUUGGUCGGUGGGCACACACUCGAACACAAACAGUGGUUCAGGGGGCAGACGUGUUUUUCAUGCUCUCGUGCGUUGUCUUGUUACGUGUGUAUUGUAUUGUGUGUCAGCGGCCACACCUCCCUGUGUGAGGGCUGCCGCAAGGUCAGGCACUUGACACACAUCCACACCAGCUACCCUGCCGUACACUCAUCCUGUGUGUGAUUCGUGUGCGGCUGUUCAGGUGCACGAGUCGUAUUACCUCUCCCAUGGGUGCCCCUACUGUGACAGCGACGUCCAGAUGCUCGUCCACGUCCAGACGCCAUGCUGAUCCAUCUGUUGACCUCGUGAAUCGGCGGCAAACUGGCGGAUUCAUGGGUUUUGCAGACAGGCUGGUGUAGGCGGUGCUGGGUGUUGGAAAGAGUAGUUUGAUGUGUCUUGGUUGACCGUGGCCGUUUCUCUGCAACAGCAGAUGAGAAAGGCCUGACCGUUCAUUCCAUGGCUUGACGCGGUUGCUGACAGCCAGCCAGCUGUCUCUCUCUCCUCCUCUUUCGCUCUCUCUCUCCUGCCUUUUGCUGGUCAAGGUUCGUGUGUGUGUGUGUAUCUCAUUUGUGUGUAAUGUAUGUAAGUAGGCAGGUUUGUCUAGCUAGCUGCACAGGUCUCCCUCUUCGAUCGCCCUCGGUGGUCGUUGUCUGUCUCUCUGUCCGUGUGUGUGAG
This is a messenger RNA of Vitrella brassicaformis, 3808 nucleotides long. The record is from the annotation of a GenBank genome assembly. NCBI's taxonomy places the organism in Eukaryota, Vitrellaceae.